Aphis gossypii (cotton aphid) is the source of this 811-nucleotide messenger RNA. RefSeq lists its product as uncharacterized. The transcript is spliced from 2 exons. The record is from RefSeq and is a predicted model, not a curated record. NCBI's taxonomy places the organism in Eukaryota, Metazoa, Arthropoda, Insecta, Hemiptera, Aphididae. The coding region runs from base 1 to 657 and encodes 218 amino acids.
AUGUUGCAUAAUAAAUGUUACAGGGAUGAUUAUAAAGAAUUAUUUGAACUAUCUAUACUUUUUUUGAAUGGUAAUUUGGACAAUAAAUUUAAAAUACGUCCACCAGGAGCAAUGCAUCAAGCUCGCUGGAUGAGUAGAGCUAUUUACUGUUUAAAAAUAUAUAUAUUUCGAAACCAAUACUCUUUAUUGUCUUCUGAAAAAAACGCUAUUCGUGAUAUUUGUGUUUUUAUUGUUCGAUUUUAUUUAAAAGCUUGGUUCAGCUGUACCGCACCAGCUAGAGCACCAGUAAACGAUUUCAAUUUUAUAAAAUGUUUAAUACUAUAUGAAAAAGAACAUUCUAAAAUUUCAAAAGCGGCUUUAACAAAAAUUAGUAAUCAUUUAUGGUACUUAACAGAAGAGACUGCAGCAUUAGCUUUCUUUGAUGACACAUUAUCAAACGAAAUCAAAAGAUUAAUGGUACAAUCGCUUAACAAUGAUGGAAUUGUCCAACCAACUAAGCGUCUUAUUGUUUCAUUUCAAGAUCUUAGCGAAACUUUUUCAGAAAAAACACUGGCCUCUUUUAUAUCUAAAAACAGUAUGCAAUUUUUUUCUCGAUUUGGUAUUAAUACAGAUUUUCUUAAUGAUGAUCCGAACAUAUGGGGCACUCAAAUUAAUUAAUUACACGGGAAAGAAAUUGUAUGCUCGCUUAAUGUAGUAAAUGAUACAGCGGAAAGAGCAGUUAAAUUAAUGAAAGAUUUCCACGGAAGUUUAACCAAAGAUGAUAAGAAGUCUGAAUUGUUGUUACAAUGUAUCCAAGAACACAGAAGACUAU